Molecule: messenger RNA, 1705 nt
Organism: Leptopilina heterotoma
Lineage: Eukaryota; Metazoa; Arthropoda; Insecta; Hymenoptera; Figitidae
Exons: 2
Coding region: 222-1682 (486 amino acids)
Source: RefSeq, a predicted model, not a curated record
AAGUGUCAAUUUCCGUCUUGUUUGUUUACGUUGCUUACCUUCUUUUUUUUUAUAAAAACUUUCCAACGUUUCCCUAAAGUCUAAAAGUCUAAAAAACUCUUUUAAAUCCUUUCAAUAAAAUAAAACCUAAUUUUGAAACUUGAAAUAAAUUCAAAAGUAUGGAAAAGUGAAUUAAAAUAGUGUUUAAAAUUCGGUCUCAAUAAUUUAUUUUUUCGCUAAUUAUGUCCGAGAGCGGGAAAUUUGUGAUUCGUCCAAAAGUUCGAUUCUGUCAGUGGGAAGACGAAGAAGAAGAGGAGCCGUUUCUUCCCGUCAGGAAGCCGACAAUUAAAAAUAUUGUGACAGUUGAAAAACCUUAUAAAAUUCUUUCCCUCGAUGACGAUAACAAUGAUGAUGACGAUAACGGUGGUAAAUUAACAGAGAAACGAGAAGAAAAUUCGCCUGUAAAUUAUUACCCGGUGUUGAAAAAUAGUGAUCAGGAAUAUUUUAGUCCUUCUGUCGAUUCGUCCUUCUCGUCCUUAUCGAAAGACGAAGCGGAAAAUCCACAAUUAAUUCAAGUCGACGUUCACGCUGAGGAUGAGAAAAUUCCCCCGGACUUCGAAGACGAGGCGAAGGCUUUUUCGAAUUCAAAGGAGCAUUUAUUUACCGACACAGAAUUCACAACAAAUUCACAACAGAAAAUAUUAAUCGAAAAUGGAAAAAUCGACCAAGGUAAUAAAAUUUUUAAAAGGGGAAAUUUGUCUACAAUUCAGGAGCAAUCGCUCGAAAUUCCCUUGAAUUCGACUCAAGAGUUUGAAGCGAUUGAAGAAAGGGAAGAAACACAGGAGGAACAAGAAUUGAAAAAAGUGAAAAAACCUUUAGAAGAAAAAGAAAUUCCUGAGACGAAGAAAAAAUCUGUGUCAACCCUGUCGAGGAGACAAUUAAAUUCUAUAAAUCGACUGUCAAAGGCAAAAUCGCCGAAGAAAUUUCAGAAUUCACAGGAGAAUUUAAAAAUUCGCAGUGCACGGCCUUUGGGUUUUAUACAGAGAAGUUCGACGUCGACGAGACCAAAAGUUGCGGGUGUUAUGCCGUGUUUAAAAUCGAAGGUGAAAGCAAAUGGAAAAUAUUCACCGAUGAAAAAAACUGUUUUACGAAAUAUUUCUGUGAAACCGAAAUCGAAAUUUUUUGUCACUCCCGGAGUUUCUCGACCUUCUCGUAAAGAAUUGAAUUUUAAUUCAAAUGAUGAGAAUGGUGGGAUGGAGAAUGGUAAAUUCAGGGGGGAAAAAUUGUCGAAACCGGAGUAUAAUUCGAUUAUGAAUACAAUUAAUAAAUUAAAGGAGGUGCAGAAGGAGAAUAUUAUUACUGACGUUGAGCAUUUGCCUCCGAUCUACAAGAGUUUGGUCAAUGGAAAGGUGGCGCAUUCCUUGGAUUUUCCCCCGGACGAAAUAAUCUUCAAAAAUUUGAUUAAUUUGUCAAUAGACGAAACGGAAUUGCCAACGAGAUUCACGAGAAGUAAAGAUCCAGAGCCAAGGCAACGUGACGCAAUUCCAAAAUUGUCGGACUUCUUUCAUCCAAAAUAUGCGGACGAAUAUUGCACGGCCGUUUGUGUGAAACCGAGAAAUUCAGAGCAAACGGAAAAUUGGAACGCUUUUCGAGUGAGUGACAAAAUUCGCAGUUGGAAAUGGAAUAUGGACUUUGUCCACUAAUCUCGAUUGAAAAAAAAAGAAAA